Pseudogymnoascus verrucosus is the source of this 1527-nucleotide messenger RNA. RefSeq lists its product as uncharacterized. The coding region runs from base 202 to 1386 and encodes 394 amino acids. NCBI's taxonomy places the organism in Eukaryota, Fungi, Ascomycota, Leotiomycetes, Thelebolales, Thelebolaceae. Gene Ontology annotation, biological process: biosynthetic process; mitochondrial respiratory chain complex I assembly. The record is from RefSeq and is a predicted model, not a curated record. The transcript is spliced from 2 exons. Gene Ontology annotation, cellular component: mitochondrion.
UUCGUAUAAAAGUGUCGGCGACAACUAAUCGUCGUUGUAGAAUGACGAUUCUCUUUCAAGUGUGUCACGUGCCUGCGUGUGUAAUUCGUGUAAAGCCGUAGACAGGGUGUGGGAAAGACGAGUUUGCUCUGUUUGCUAUAUUUAAUGAAAGUAUGUCAAAGGUCCAUAGGCAUCAAAUCCCCAGCUCCUUAACCAAUAACCAUGUACUCUACUCGAGCCAGUAUUAGGCUGAAAUAUACGGCUCGGCGGGUUUCAACGGCGAAAUGCGCAUAUGCGACAACGUCAUAUAGCUCGCCGGCGCCAAAUGCCUCCCGGUUGACAGACCAGGACAUCAGCUCAGCGCGAAGCUACUGCUCAACGCUUGUCCAAAAAUUUGACUCGCCUUCAUAUACGUUACAGACGUUCAUCCCGGCUCCAACCCGCGAUGCCUACCUCGCAAUCCGUGCCCUUAACAUUGAGCUCUCGCGCAUUCCCGACCUGGUCUCAAACCCUACAAUUGGCGCCCUGCGCAUGCAAUUCUGGCGCGACAACAUAACACGGACGUUUGCGAAUACGCCGCCGAAAGAGCCGGUGGCUAUUCUCCUCCACCAUGCACUCCAGUCCCUCAAAGAACGCCACCCGAAUGCGCCCACAUCGAGUUUAAAGGCCUGGUUCAUGAAGGUCAUAAACGCCCGAGAGCAGUACAUGGAUAAUCGCCCAUACCCGACCAUGGAUGCGCUGGAGAACUAUGCUGAGGCUACCUAUUCAACGUUGAUGUACUUAACGCUGGGAUUCCUUCCCCUUCACUCUAUGUCAAUAGACCAUUUGGCCAGCCACAUUGGUAAAGCGGCAGGGAUAUCAGCUGUGCUUCGCGGGAUGCCUCUCAUUGCCUUUCCGCCUCCACCUAAUCACCAUAGUAAUAGCGGAGCAUCAGCAGGAUCUUUAGGGGGCGAAGGUGGUGCUCGCCAAGGAGCAGUUCUGCUUCCGCUUGAUGUCAUGGCAGAUACAAAUACGAAGCAGGAGGACGUUUUGCGUCAAGGUGCCAAUGCGCCGGGCCUCAAGGACGCUGUAUUUCAGGUCGCAACUCGGGCAAAUGAUCAUCUAAUAACAGCGAGGAAUAUGCUACAGCGUCUUCAGGAAGGGAAAGACAUGGGUCACGACUUUGAGCAUGAGGGAGAGGAAGGACACGACUAUGGAAUGCAAGGCCGAGACUUGAAUGAACCGCAAAACUCUGCGGCUGAAGAACUUGCCAGGGGAUUCGGCGUGCUCAUGCCGGCAGUGUCGACAAGGCUUUGGCUGGAGAAGCUUGAGAAGGCGGAUUUUGAUAUUUUCAGGGAGGAAGUCAGGGGACGGUCCUUAAGUUUACCUUGGAGUGCGUACUGGGCGUACAAGAGGACGCAGCUAUAGAUAAUAUGUAUUAUAUGCGCCAUAUUCUUGUAAUUAUAUGCAAUAACUGAUGAUUUUAGAUCUAAAUGAAUCUCAACUCCCAGUACUCAUUGGGAUAUUUGCACGUAUGUAAUAUUGGGACACGUCAAAAUUAAACAACAG